Messenger RNA from Brettanomyces nanus, 2301 nucleotides. RefSeq lists its product as uncharacterized. The transcript has 2 exons. The record is from RefSeq and is a predicted model, not a curated record. Gene Ontology annotation, cellular component: cytoplasm. NCBI's taxonomy places the organism in Eukaryota, Fungi, Ascomycota, Pichiomycetes, Pichiales, Pichiaceae. The coding region runs from base 1 to 2301 and encodes 766 amino acids.
AUGGCCAAAAUAAUUAUGAACAAUCGUUCUUCUCCCCAGCCUGACAGGUUUUACGGCUCUCAGGUUCUACCUUCUGAUUCAUCAUAUGAUCAAUUGAUACAACAGCAACCGCAACAGCAAAUGUCUUUCAAAUCCUCUGCUCCAUUUUCCCAGUCUUGGAAUUCUCAACAGUCACAACAACUACAGCAACAACUGCAGCAACAACAACAACAACUGCAGCAGCAGCAACAACAACAACAACAGCUGCAGCAACAACAACAGCAGCAACAGCAGCAACAACAAUCACAACAACAAUUGCAGCAGCAACAACUGCAACAACAGCAACAACAACAACAACAACAACAACAACAACAGCAGCAGCAACAGCAGCAACAGCAGCAACCCAUAAUGCCCUAUACAACACAGAUUUCCUCAGCAUCUGGUUCGUUUGGUCCUUCUAAUCAAUAUAGUUUAUUUGGUUCACUAGGUUCACUUGGAUAUACUUCUGCAUCACCCACUGCGUUUUCUAAUGAUGAUUUGUAUGCAUCUCCACACUCCUCCGUCAGCUCUGUUUCUAGAGAUUCUAUCUUUUCUCAGCCUCCAAGUAUGGGAAGUGUUAGUAGUAAUACCAGCACUUCUUCGAUACCACUGGACUAUUCAACAAUCAAUGGAGGUCGCAGUAGCAGGUCAUCGCGCCGACCAAGCUAUCUUGCCGAACCCUUCUAUGCUGCCCAUGGCAAGCUGGACUACCAGGCGCAGCAGUUGAAAAUGAUACAGCAGCAGGCACAGAAGUCACAAAAAGCACAGCAAGAAUAUCAAGGUCAACACAUUCCAUCGUAUGCACCACCUCCAGCCUUUACGUUCAGAAAGCAUUCAUUCCCAUUUGUGUCCCAGCAGAGCACACCCGUUCUCAACAGCCUCGAUGCAGAUCCCUCGGCACAAAUUCCCAACAGUUUUCGAGGCAUUAGAAACAAUAGUGUGGAUGCAUCGUAUUUGUCUUCUGCACGGGGCUGUUAUAAGGUGCCAGAAGUAUGCUCUACUGAGGGUCUUUUGGAACCCACUGCUUUGCUUUCCACACAGAAUGUGCCAGAAAAUGCUAUAAGAGAUUCCGUACCUUCUGAUACUCCCUCUCCAUCAUCUAGCUAUGUGCCGUUAGAUGACGGUCUCUUGCUUGACAAAAGUACCAAUCGGAUUAUCACGUCGCAGAAACUAAAAGACCAGUUCAAGCAGUGUCGGAGCUAUUUCGGUGAUUAUAAAGCUUCGAUGAAUGUUGUCGCUCAGAUGAAUAAACUGCUGGGACAUGCUUCUUUUUGUGGUUUUUCUGACUCUGAUAUCAAAGAUUCUAGCAAUGCAGCGCUUCAGCUUAGAACAAAUAAGCUUUUAGACUUUCUUCUCACUCAAAAUGAAGAUCUUCGCUCUUCGAGUCACUUGGCUAAUAAGAACUACUCUCUUAUCCUCAACAAAAACGGUCGUCUGGAUAUCAUCUCAUUUCCCAAGAAGUCCAAUUUACAACUAAUGCCAUGUGAUAUGAUAAUCAUUGAAGGUGAUAGGGGUAAAGAUCUUGUGAUGGUUCUUCAGCCGAUUAUUGAAUUCCGGUUCGCUCUUUUCUUCAAUUAUCUCAAAAAGAAACUUCAUUUGAAGAGUCUUGAAUUUGGAAACUCCAGUUUUUCCUCUUCCUCAUCUUCCCAUAAUAGAUCAUCAAGGAGGCGUGCUGGUAAUAAUGGUAAUCCUGCAAAGCAUGCACGUUCCAUUAUCAAUGAAGAUGAGAAUUUUAUUACUUUACCAAACAAGCAGAUCCUUCGAUUUGCCAAACCGCAUGAACUGAAUCAGCUUCUUUCCAAAUAUAACGAUGAGCUGGUAGCUCUUAAGAUAUGUCUGAAUAAUGUUACAUCCCUCAAUUUAGACCUUGUCAUUAAAAAUGUUGAGUUCCAAUUUGAUAAAAAGAAGCUGAUUAUUUACUAUUAUUGUCUUCAAAGAUUGGAUUUCCGAGGACUAAUCAAGGAACUGUUCAAGAUCUACAAGACCCGGAUCUGGCUAUGUGCCAUUCUUCCUUUGGAGAGGAGUUUCAAGCCGCUUCUAGACUAUGAACUUGACUCCAAAGGAAUGAGUUCUAAUCCAGGCGAUAAGACUUACCGUUCUAGGGUUCAUGUCGUAAAGGAUUCUAUGCCAAAUACGGAUCAGAUUUAUAGUCUCUCAGAUAUAGAGGACCCUAUCAACUUCCAUUCCAAGAUCUUCAAUAACCUGGUUGAACUGUUCAAGUUUGAGAUUUCUCAUUUGAGCUUGUUCAAGGACAGGUACUGGUUUUUAAAUGAUGGACGAUGA